Symbiodinium necroappetens is the source of this 2167-nucleotide messenger RNA. NCBI's taxonomy places the organism in Eukaryota, Dinophyceae, Suessiales, Symbiodiniaceae. The record is from the annotation of a GenBank genome assembly.
GACAUGGUUGGGCGCUCAAGCAUGGAAGAUCGACCGAGGGUCAAACGUAGGCUCGGAAGCCAUUCGCUUGGGGUACAUGUAUGGUCAAGAGUUGCGAUCAAAGGAAGGUCAAUGGUUCACGCUGUUGAAGGUCCUGCGUGACAGAUUGGAGGGCAGGAGUAAUCGUCCUAUCCGGAAGGCAACCACGCUCUUCACUACAGCACGCGCUCUCGCUGAGCACAUGUCUCAGUUUAGAUGUCUCGCUAAGGCCCUGAUUCAGGGGAUGAAGCCAGACCUAGUGGAGCAAGCCAGCUUCCUUGCACCACUGCACUACGAUGAGCACGUUCAGUCAAACCCUGUGGAACAAUGCUACGUAGGUCGUUAUGGCAAACUCGACUUGCCAUUGCAGGUACAAACACAGCUGCAGAAGUGGUCUGGGUUAGAUGUUCACACGGUGGUCACGUCCCGAGGCCUCAAAUGUUUCGUAAAUCCUCCGGUGGGUGUUGUAUCGACUCGCCGUACCACGCUUGUACGAAGCGGGGGCGUUUGGUACUUUGUAGAGUAUAAUCGCGAGAUUGGUCUGAGUAAGAAGAAGUUUCGCUUACCACUCAAUGCGAACUUGGUUGUCAGUUUCUUCGGUGAUGUACCAACGCCGUCGCAACCUUACAUUCCUGCGGAAUCCCAGCCUCAAGAGCGUCCAAUUCCGGGUGCACCUCCUUCGUUCGCUGAUGCCCGAAAGGUCCACGAGUGUCUGAAUAGUAUUGACACCCUGGAUUUGACUUUGAUCCGAGACGGUGUGCAACAUCGGGUGUUCUUGCUCACUGCCAUUGAUACGGCAACAUCGUUUGCUCGCGUGUUCUAUCUGUCCUCCGGUGACGCUGCGGCCGCCGUGCAGUCUCUCAAGCGGGGGUGGAUAGACAGUUACGGCGCACCCGAGUACAUCUAUGCAGAUCCUGAUACCAUUUUCCGUUCUGAGACUUUUGCUGCAUUCCUUACCAGGCACGCCAUUGUUGAGAGACUGUCGGCAGCCCAAGCCCCGUUUCAGCACGGUCAAAUCGAGCGUCUACACCGCACGAUCCGGCAACAGGCUCAAAGGGUUUUUGAAAGUGAGCCAAGUUGUAGCGCGUACGAAGCCGCAGUAGAGGUAGUACAGGCCAGAAACGAGUUGAUGCGAGUUGAAGGCGUGUCGCCGGCAGUGCUCGUGUUUGGAAAGCUUCCGAAAGCACCGCCCACGUUCGCUGAAGGAGAUGAAGAUUUCCGACUUUUAGCCGAGCGGUUGCAAGGUAGUGAUCCAUUGUACGAAGUUAUGAUGCUCAGGCGAGUGGCCGCUCGCACGGCGUGGGUACAAUCCGAGGUCAGAGAUCGCCGGCACGGAGUUUGGUUGGGACCGGGCGAAGUCAUUGCUGUAGAAAGUACGAAUGAUCGUUUGGCGGAAUGGGUCAUGCAGAAGCUUCAAGAGGAGAAGGCCAUGUUCAGAGCAGCCAAGGCUGCGGAAUGGUCGCAAUGGGUAGGCAAAGGCACGAUUAGUCAUCAGAGGCUUCAGGGAUCCCGAUUUAGGUUUGAGGAGGCAAUGUCUAAGCUGGUAGCGCGACUUCCGUUUGGAGAACGUAAGUAUGCAGACAUGGAAGUUUUGGCCGGUCAGGAGGUUCGAGCUGUUUUAGCUGACUACUCGAGUUGCAAGAUAGACAGGGCGGUGUGGUCAAGCUAUGCGUCAGAGUUGCAAGCUGCGACUAUCUCGACUGAUGCUUCCAUCAAUCUGAUGUUGCUUUACGAGCAAGUGUUUUACGGUCUGAAAGCAAGACAAGUCAAGGAGAAGCUCACCAAGGGUAGCGCGGUGCGGGCUCUUGUUACCGAUAAUAAUGGCUUGUACGAUUCCAUUCAGACCGAGAAACCGUCCACAAGGCAAGGAGUGAAGAUGCAGUCCCUUGUGCACCAGAUUCUCUACGACCUAGUAGUUGACUAUGGGUUUCAGACUUUCUGGGUGAAUGGGUCCCAUAUGUUAGCAGACGGACUGACGAAGCUUAGUUCCUCUGGUGCACAAGUUGAUGCAAUUCGCACGGUACUCGAAGACUCACUCAUUCGAAUCACGUACUGUGAAGUUUCUGGACGGAAGGAGCAACAUGAAGUACGGCGUUUACGGCCUGUGGAACCGGCAAACAAAGAGCUGGAGUCGUCAAUAGACGUUUAG